AUGGCAACAAUGGACUCAACCUUCAACCCAACCACAGAAAACGAUUCCCUCUAUGAUUACGCCGACACCUACGUCGAUGAAAUGUGCAACAAAACAAACGUCAUAAUGUUCGGGGCGAUCUUCACUCUGGUGCUCUUCCCCAUCGUGGUCAUCCUCAGUGUGUUUGGCAACGUCCUGGUCAUUGUGGUUCUGACCAAGUAUGAGAAUCUCAAAUCCCUCACCAACGCGUUGAUCCUGAACCUGGCCGUAUCGGAUCUCUUCUUCACCGCUGGUCUGCCCUUCUGGGCCUACAACCAUGUGCACGGAUGGACUUUAGGGGAACAUACAUGCAAAAUGGUCAACUUCAUCUUCUACGUGGGUUUCUACAGCAGCAGCAUCCUCCUCAUGCUGAUGACUGCUCACCGUUACGUCGCCGUCAUGAAUCCUCUGUCCGACAUCGUGUCCAGCACGGGCUCCUGCAGCGUGGUGGCGUGUGUGACCGUUUGGGCUGCGAGUGCACUGGCCGCCAGUCCAUCCUUCCUUUUCACUAAAGUGGACCAGAAGCAAUGUGUGCAUGCAAAUUCUUACUGGACCUUAUGGGGCAUCUACAAUCAAAAUGUUCUCUUUAUUCUGAGUCUGGUGGUGUUCAUUUUUUGCUAUUCUCAGAUCAUGUGCAGGUUGCUGCGUCCUACCACACAAAGAAGAAAGAACAAAACUUUAAAGCUCAUUUUUACCAUCACGGUUGUUUUCUUUGUGGGCUGGGCGCCUUACAAUGUCGUGAUAUUUCUAAAGUCGUUGUAUCUGUGGCCCCAAACCAGCCAAACAACUGUCGACUCAACGGCUUUGGCUGUAAUGUGUGAAGCAUCACAACCGCUGGAUUACGCCUUUUACGUGAGCCGACUUCUUGCCUUCUCACACUGCUGCCUCAACCCUGUGUUUUAUGUGUUUGUGGGGGUUAAAUUCAGAAACCACUUGACGAAAAUGCUGAAAGGCUGGGGUCACAGAAACAGCGGCAUCCGCGACAGGCAAAGCCGACUCACCAUCACAUCGCUGACGAGUGGUGAAGAGUUUUCCAUGUAG
This is a messenger RNA of Pseudoliparis swirei, 1059 nucleotides long. RefSeq names its product chemokine XC receptor 1. The transcript has a single exon. NCBI's taxonomy places the organism in Eukaryota, Metazoa, Chordata, Actinopteri, Perciformes, Liparidae. The record is from RefSeq and is a predicted model, not a curated record. Gene Ontology annotation, molecular function: chemokine receptor activity. The coding region runs from base 1 to 1059 and encodes 352 amino acids. Gene Ontology annotation, cellular component: membrane. Gene Ontology annotation, biological process: G protein-coupled receptor signaling pathway; chemotaxis; immune response.